UCCGAACUCUCGUGUGCAUCAUCACCCGGCUCUUCGUCCUCCCCGUUGCCAGGAUCCUCGCCAGCUCAUAAACUUUUCACAUAUCUAACUACAAACCUCUCCUUGUCUGCUUUGGGUCCCGAACCUUCACCUAAACCUAACAACUAGAAGCUGGCAUUGUAGCAAUCUGUCAUUCAAAGUGUCCGUGUCCUUAACUAUGCUUUAUUUUAAGCCUAAUUAUUAUUUAGUUAAUUAACCGUUUACCGUUGACGUGUUCAGAUUAUUAGCUCCAUCAAUCACUGUUUCCCCACCAACUCUUAAACAUUUAAAAAAACAAUAAUUUGGGCAUUUGAACAUUGGUCUCCAAAGGAGGCUCCGACAAUUUUCGCUUUUAUGCUUUUUCUCCCCAUAUCUAAUCUCAAAUAAUUAAUACUGACCCACAAUGGGUCCUCCUUCAGCGUGGGAACCGGCCGUGCUAGAGACUGCGGCCGACCAACAUCCCUCAGACACUGGGAUAAACUGCCAAGAGGUCUUUGGCUGGGGUAAUGGCGGCCUCAAGCUUCGGUGGGCAGUGGUAGCAGACCCACGCCAAUGUCCGGGGUGGCAGACCCUUCAGAUGUGGUCAUUAACUACUUACAGGCACGGUGUCAUGUAGACUGUUGGCUCGUCAGUGACUGUAGAAUGAAGCCUGACUGAGGGCGCUCACACAGGUCGGUGUCGACUAAGGCUGUCUCAAGCAAGGAAACCCUAACUGUUCAAAGAGGGAGUGGGGGGGCACAACUUGUGUCUUCAAAGAGUUUAACCAAACAGUAAAUGCACACACGCACACACAACUUGAAUCUUGUUGUGUUAGAUGUUUCAUUAUUUGGCAUAGUUGUUUACAGAGUUCAUCCUUUGGAGAGUUCGAUGAGAUCCAUGGAGGAUGAAGUAGUCUGAUAAAAAACCUCCCACCGACUCUCACAGAUCACUUUGCAGUCCGUGUGUUUGCCGGAUCACACCAGAGCAUAUCAAGGUCAGAUACUGAAGACUGAGAGACAAUCUAGUGCUGUUUAUGUCAGAUAUUUGUUAUUACCUCACUGCAUACAUUAUCAAUGGAUUAUAGAUCUAAUGUGACUUAUAUAACUUUUGGUGGGCAUGUGGAAGUGCAUAAAUAUAGAUAUCUUUAUUUUGUGCUCAUGUUUACGGUGUAUAUUUUAGUAAUUAACAGUAACUUCACGAUUAUUGGCAUCAUAAUGUUUCACAAAAACCUGCAUGAGCCAAUGUACAUUUUCAUUGCAGCUUUGUUAAUCAACUCUGUUCUUUUCAGCACUGCUAUCUACCCAAAGCUUUUGAUUGACUUCUUAUCAGAAAAACAGAUCAUAUCUUAUCCAGCAUGUCUCUUCCAGUGGUUUUUAUAUUACUGGUUAGCCGUUUCAGAUUUCUUUCUCUUGUCGGUUAUGGCCUAUGACAGAUAUGUGUCUAUAUGUAACCCUCUGCAAUAUCCAACCAUCAUGCAAGAAAAAAAAGUUAACAUUUUCCUAAUUUCAGCUUGGAUUCUGCCUGCUUGUCAGACUUCAGGAGCAAUGUUACUAAGUGCUAAAAAAGAAAUCUGUACAUUUCAUUUGAAAGGAAUACUUUGCAACAGCACAGUUCAAACACUUCACUGUGUGAGAUCAACAAUAUUAAAUAUAUACGGUUUGUUUCUUCUUGUUACUUUUUUAUUCCUCCCCGUGCUCUUUAUACUAUUCACAUACAGCAGGAUACUUGUUGUAUCAUAUCGAUGUAGAGGAGUUAGGGGAAGAGCUGCACAGACCUGUUUACCCCAUCUGCUGGUUCUAAUCAACUUUUCCUGUUUAACUACAUAUGAUAUACUUCUUCCUCGAAUGGAACUCGAUUCUCCAAAAAUUGUACGAUUAAUAAUGACUUUACAAGUUUUAAUAUAUCACCCUCUUUUUAAUCCAAUCAUUUAUGGACUAAAGAUGAGGAGAAUUUAUGAUCACCUUAAGAAGCUCUUCUGCAGAAUGGUGUAGUGGUGUGUGUCUAGGUGUGCUGGGAAGCACAAGGUCGGUGGUUCGAGUCCAGGCUGCCCCAUGUUCCAUGUCGAAGUGUCCCUGAG
Messenger RNA from Gasterosteus aculeatus aculeatus (three-spined stickleback), 2074 nucleotides. Lineage: Eukaryota; Metazoa; Chordata; Actinopteri; Perciformes; Gasterosteidae. The record is from RefSeq and is a predicted model, not a curated record.